AUGUCGUCAACCAAUGCAAUAGAUUAUUUUUGUUCGUUAACAAAAAAGACACCCAUAAAUUUCAACCAAUAUAUUAAAUACGAAUAUGUUUUUGUUUUAUUUUUUAUGAUUAUAUUUAUAUUAUUAGAUGUACACAAAAGAUCGCAUCCACACAUUAAAAAUAGUAAUAAAUUUGCAGUAUUUGAUUUUCUAUAUUCUAUUUUCAACAAUAGAUUUCAUUUAUUCUUUAGACAUCAAUUUGAAGCCAAUCCAGACCAAUCUAUUUUCAAAAUUAAUUUACUAUUACAGGAUUUAAUUGUAAUCACCGAUCCAGAAUAUAUUAAACAUGUCUGCAACAAUAGACCACUUAAAUACACCAGGAUUGAAGGUUUAAUCGAGGGACUGAAUGGAUGUGGAAAGAAUGUAUUCAGUGGAGAAGGUUCUCAGUGGUCUCACCAUCGAAAAGUUACAGCCAGUCAAUUCAAUACGUUUAAACUGCCAAAGAUGGAAAAGCCAAUCAAUCAGAUUGUAGAUCGUUUUGUUAAAAAAUUGGAAACUCAUACGAUUGAACAACCUCAUCAAUCAGUGAACUUCUCCAAAGAAGUUAGUUCUUAUACAUUAGAUGUCUUGUUUAAAACCGGGUUUGGAUACGAUUUAAAUUCAAUCGAGAGUGGUCAGGUUGGUACCACUCCAAAAAUAAUUAAGAGAUUAGAGUGCGUAAUGGGAAAUAUCACCAAACGUUGUUUAUCUCCAUUUCACUAUUGGAAAUAUUAUACAACCUUUACUGAAUCUAAAUUUAAUAAAUUCUUGGAUUUAGUAAAGGAUUUUAAGAAUCAUUUUAUUCAACAAGAUUAUGCGAUAACUGAAGAAGCUGGAUUAUUACAUUCUUUGAUGGUUCAGAUGAAACAAGGUUUGAUUGAUGACGAUGAAAUCUAUGCCAAUAUGUUGUGCUAUAUUAUUGCUGGACACGAUACCUCUUCCAAAGCCAUCUCCUAUGCCAUUUGGUAUUUAGCCAAACAUCCAGAUAUACUUCAGAAAGUUAAAAAAGAAGUGGUUGAUGUGUUGGCAAACACCGAAAAUUCAUAUCUCUCCAAUAAAGACAUUGAUAAACUCCAACUACUUCAACAGGUGCUUCUGGAAUCGAUGCGUUUGAAACCGUUGGUAUCUUUUAUACUUUUGGAGUGUAUCGAAGACGAUGUCGUUGGUGAUACCGAAAUCUAUGCAGGUGCUCAAGUGGUUCUGACGACAGAGGCAGUCUAUAGAAAUGCAGAGUACUUCCCAGAGCCAGAGGAAUUCAAACCGGAACGAUGGGAAGGUGUUUCCUUUGAAAGAUGUACCGAUUACAAUCUGUUCGCAUUUGGAUACGGUCCUAGAAUGUGUCCAGGACGUAAGAUGGUCCGAGUUCAAAUGUUGAUUCUCUUUGCAAAAUUGAUUGCCAAUUUCGAUAUUAAACUGGCAGAAAACUCGAUAGAACUUGUAGACGAACAUGUUUUCGUUCUUUCACCAGAAGGUGGAUUGAAUAGCUAUAAUUAA
Molecule: messenger RNA, 1512 nt
Organism: Heterostelium album PN500
Lineage: Eukaryota; Evosea; Eumycetozoa; Acytosteliales; Acytosteliaceae
Gene: CYP514A4
Product: cytochrome P450
Exons: 4
Coding region: 1-1512 (503 amino acids)
Molecular function (GO): iron ion binding; oxidoreductase activity, acting on paired donors, with incorporation or reduction of molecular oxygen; heme binding
Source: RefSeq, a predicted model, not a curated record